Choloepus didactylus (southern two-toed sloth) is the source of this 2583-nucleotide messenger RNA. It is a transcript of the gene GET4, whose product is annotated as guided entry of tail-anchored proteins factor 4. The transcript is spliced from 9 exons. Gene Ontology annotation, molecular function: protein binding. The coding region runs from base 690 to 1622 and encodes 310 amino acids. Gene Ontology annotation, biological process: protein insertion into ER membrane. Gene Ontology annotation, cellular component: cytosol; BAT3 complex. NCBI's taxonomy places the organism in Eukaryota, Metazoa, Chordata, Mammalia, Pilosa, Megalonychidae. The record is from RefSeq and is a predicted model, not a curated record.
GCCCGGAGCCCGAUUUCCGCGUGUGAAAGGUGUGGGGGUGUUUCUAGGCAGUGUACGGGAAUCCACUGGGUCCGGGCUGUCAGGACGAGCGGAAGAGGCUCAGCUGGCUCGGGCUGCCGCUGCACUUGGCUGUGGCAGGUGCCAGGCUCCAUUUAGUCACCAGCUCCCGCGAUUCUUCAUUUGAAAAAGAAGUACGUUCGUUUUUCAGGGUUUCCUUUUGUUAUUUUGUCACUUACCGCCUUUCUUGAGCUGGUAGUGGGCAGGGUCAGUGUAUAAGGCAAGGCUGGUGGAAGGUUCUAGUUCCGUGUGCACACGUGGUGGAAUCGGGCCCCUCUCCCCCUCCCGCCCUUGAGGGGGCUCAGCCGCCCAGGCUCGGGUGUCCGAGGGGGCUGCACUUUGUGAGCUGCCCUGGAGUGCGGCUCUCACGCCAGGAACUUGGGGCACCUCUCUUUCAGGGAGUUGUUUUUCCUUCUGGGUUUCUAAGAGGUAACCUUUUGCUGUACCUCAAAUGGAAGCAUCUAGAUCGCUUUGUGGUUACUCGUAAGCAGAAACAAGUUGGUGUGGUUAUCGUGGAGAGAGGCCUGCGGUGGUUUGUACGCCCGUGAAGGUGCAGCGUGAAGUUGUGCUUCCAGCACUUGCUUUUCCAAGGGGCCCACGGACAUGCUGGGCCUGAAGUCACUUGGCACAGCAUGAACUUGCUGAGUGUGAGUGACACGGCGACUCCUGGGGUGGCUGGCCCUGAAGUGAUUGCUGUCAUGGUGUUAAAUUGGUGUAGGAGCGGCCACAGCCAGAGGUACAUGUCGCAAGGCAAGCCCGCCGAGGCCCGCGAGCUCGUGUGCUCAGGAGCCCUGCUGUUCUUCAGCCACGGCCAGCAGAACAGCGCUGCGGACUUGUCCAUGCUGGUUCUGGAGGCGCUGGAGAAGGCGGAAGUGGACGUGGCCGAUGAGCUGCUGGAAAACCUGGCAAAGCUCUUCAGUUUGAUGGACCCCAAUUCUCCCGAGCGCGUGGCCUUUGUGUCUCGAGCCCUGAAGUGGUCCAGCGGGGGGUCAGGGAAGCUGGGCCACCCCCGGCUGCACCAACUCCUGGCCCUCACCCUGUGGAGAGAGCAGAACUACUGUGAGUCCCGGUACCACUUCCUGCACUCCGCCGACGGGGAGGGCUGCGCCCACAUGCUGGUGGAGUACUCCACCUCCCGGGGCCUCCGCGGCGAGGCCGACAUGUUCGUGGCCCAGGCCGUCCUCCAGUUUCUCUGUUUGAAAAACAAAAGCAGCGCGUUGGUGGUGUUCACGACGUACACGCAGAAACACCCGUCCAUUGAGAAUGGGCCUCCGUUCAUGCAGCCCCUGCUGAACUUCAUCUGGUUUCUGCUGUUGGCUGUGGAGGGAGGCAAGCUGACCGUGUUUACCGUCCUCUGCGAGCAGUACCAGCCGUCUCUCAGGAGAGACCCGAUGUACAGCGAGUACCUUGACAGGAUAGGACAGCUCUUCUUUGGGGUGCCGCCCAAGCAGACUUCUUCCUAUGGAGGCUUGCUAGGGAACCUUCUGAGCAGCCUCAUGGGCUCCUCGGAGCAGGAGGAUGGCGAGGAGAGCCCGGGCGACAGCAGCCCCAUCGAGCUCGACUGAAGCCACAUAGACGCGUGGGGUGCCCGGACUGCGGGGCGGUUUUGAGGCACGAGGCUGGUGGCCGGCUCCCACCCAGGGCCUCCUCACCGAGGCCACCUGCCCGGCAUGCCCGCACCAGCCUCUGUUAUUCAUGUGGGGGCUGAGCUGCCGGCCACCUGUCACCUGCUGCCCAGGACUGUGGAGCGAGCCUGCCUUGGUGCCAGCAGCCUCACCCGUGUCCCCCACUAGAUUGAUGCAAAAUAAAGCACAGGUCUUGCUGUGACAGCCCCUCUCCCAUCCUUGUUUCUGGUCUCCUUCGGGCCGGGGUGAGGGCACCGCGACUGCCGUCCAGCGACUGGGAGGCUGUGCAGCUGCUCCGCCGGCGCCUGGCCUCGGACACGCCGCCCUGCAGACGCCAGUGGUGUUUGUUCAUCUUGCUUCCGUUUUGGACAGGCUGGAGCAUGCAGACAAGUGUCCAGGGAGUGGUGGCCGGCCCGUUGCAGCCACCCCGGGGGGCAGCUUCCUGCGCUGCAGUCGCUGAGCUGGGCCUGGCCCGUCCCCUGGGUGCCCACAGGGUGGCCCGCGCCGAGCCGAGCGUGCUGUGGCCUGCUGCUCGCAAGCAUCACAUUGCCACUUUCAAAAUGUCGUUUUUGAGAAAGGGACGCUGGGACUUUACAUUUCUUUCAUAAUGCAAUAUUUAUUUUUAUUGGGGAUUGGUUCCUUCGACCUAACACUUUAGGUUUUAACCAAAUAACCAAUCCAGGAAUGGGCAAGUCCACCAUCACCAAUGCCUGCCAGAUGUUACCAGUAUAAUUAUAAAGGGGAAACACUUUAUUUUUUCACAGUUAAAAUAAAUGUUGUAGAUUAAUAUACAGCGAUCAUGCAUGGGAAAAGGGAAAUACAGUUUUAUUUACUGUAAAAAUGGAAUUUAAAGGAAGGUUUUGUGUUAAUUGUGGAGUUUAAAUAAAUACUUUAUACUGGA